CGAAGUGUAAAUCUCUUUAUGUUUGAGAGUGUAUCGUUUUACGUUAAUCCCGGUGGCCGUUAAUUGCGUCCGUGUGAUUUAUUAAUGGAGAAUUACUUGAAACGAGGACGAGUGAAGAUUCAAAUACGGCAGGAGAGGAGAUAUGAAGAUUCUCGAGCAUUACAAGGUUGUCGUCGCCUCCUCAGGUGUUCAUCCAAGUGAACGAUGUGGAUUCAUAGGUCGACACAUUGUUGGGGAGUUGGUAGCAAAGGACCUGGCCUCUACGAUUUGUGUAGUGGAUAAAGUACCCCCUCAGAUUGCCUGGCUGAAUGAAAAUCACCGACAAAUUUUCGAUGAAAAAGUUGUGUUCAGAAGUGCUAAUCUUAUUAAUCCUGCAUCAUGCAAGACAGCAUUUGGUGAGGAGACAUGGGAUUGGGUAAUAAAUGCAGCUGGUGAAACAAAGACAGGCCAGGUAGAAGCAGUUUAUCAAGAAGGAAUAGUCAGACUCUCCACUAAUUGUGCGAUAGAAGCAGCCGACAGAAAGAUAAAGAUCUAUGUAGAAAUAUCAGCUGGCAAUAUGGGUUCUGAUGAAAAAACUGCUCACAAGGAAUCUGACGAUUGCCAUCCCUGGUCUGUCACAGCAACUUGUAAACGGGAUGUCGAGAAAAAAAUCAUGGAUAUGCCUGGUCUCAACUGGAUCAUAGUAAGACCUGCCAUUGUGUAUGGUCCAUCUGAUCGGCUUGGAAUAACCCCACGUUUAGUAUUUGGAGCCAUAUAUCAACACCUGGGAGAAACUAUGAAGAUGAUGUGGGAUAAAAAUCUCCUGAUAAACACUGUUCAUGUUACUGAUGUUGCAAGGAGUGUCAUAUGGUUGUGUCAAAGAGGGAAAACUAGAGAAGUCUACAACCUUGUUGAUGAAGGUAACACCAAGCAGGGUGACAUCACUAACAUAGUCUCGAAGAUCUUCAGCAUCAAUCACGAUUAUUGGGGCAACACUUUGUCAAGUGUAGCAUCAAAUGAUGCUCUUGAUUUGGUUAGUGAGAUAAAUGAAAAACAUUUGGCUCCCUGGGCUGCUGUUUGCUCAGCAGGAGGUUUAGAUAACACCCCAUUAACUCCAUAUAUAGAUCAGGACUCUGUUCACCACAAACACCUUCAUCUUGAUGGAAGUAAAAUACGGAAUGAAGGAUUCACUUAUGCAGUGCCAAAACCUACUUUAGAGAAUCUUUUGGAGGUUCUGAAGGAGUUUGCAUCAAUGAAGAUCUUCCCAGCAAACGCACUUCCAAGUCAUUAGUCAUGAAAUUCCAUUAUACUUUUCAAAUGACUGACAGGUGGAGAAACACUUGAUAUGCUGCUCAUCCGUUCGCGGAAUCUUAUGGAGAGAUUCUCGUUAGAUGGUAAUUAUAGAGGUGUAAUACAAAUCAAGAGUGUGUGCAAAAAAAGCCAGCUCUACUCGUUGAAUAAGGGUGCAUUGUCAGUGCCUAAUGAUACUAGGCUGACUCCAUUUGCCUCUGGCAUUCAGUCUUCUUCAUUUUAAAAGUGCUGCCUUCUAUUGCCUUGUACUAUCAAAAAUUUCAGUGGUCAUGAACGCUAGUGCAAGCAACCACACUUCAGAAACAGAAAGGAGUUGCUUUGGUGUCUUCAGUUAUUCAUAUUGAAAACAGAUCAUCUUCUUUUGGUGACUUAUUUUAUCUUUAUUCAGUAAAUUGACAAGGUAGGUAUGUCAUGUAGUGUUACACAUUUUAGUAUAUUUCUUCUUGUUGAAUAUAUUAUUUACAUACUUUGUCUAAUGCCAGCAAUAUACUUUGGCUUGGUUUCAUUUUUGAAUUAAUUUGCCAAGAUGUCUGUUUUUUCUAAUGUACUAUUUUGCUUGUAGUCUGUAAAAAGGUAUGAUUUUGUCUCCUCUUCCCCAUGUUGUAGUAUUAAACUUUGCCCAUUUUUUAAAUAAAGAUGGCAUUAUGGUGCAGUUCAGCAGCAUGGAUAGAGGAAUAACCUGAAAAAUAGUUUGCUUAUAUUUUGCAAAAUAUUUUUAAAUGCUUCCUGGCAGGGAAUUGGGUAAAAAAGAAAAACUGGCUUCAUUAAAGUAUUUUGUCGAUUAUUUGACUACUGUAUUAGGUUUGUGCAGACUUACAGAUGCGUGCAUUAUUGUUAAGUGUAGUGAAGAGUUGGAGUUUUAUGAAGAGUUGGAGUUUUAUGAAGAAUUUAUAGUUGUGAGUUUAUUGCGGUAAUUCAAAACCACUGUGUAUUCUUAAUUUAUAACUCGGAUUGAAAGGUAAAUGUUUUUGUGUAGAAGUUACUUAUUUUCCAAAUAGUGGAACUACUGGGGUGAAUCUGAUUUGUACAGCUUUUUUUUUUUCUGUGUACUUUUUGGAUUUCUGUAUAAUUAUUUGUAAUUUUUUGAGUGUUUAGAAUUCUAAGAAUGUUGUAACACAAUUAUUCAUUCCCAUUUUAAUUUUCAUAGGAUUAUAAACUUUUGAUUGUGAUUCAAGAUCUCAAUUUUGAAAGAAAAUGUGUAAUGAUGUUUUGUUGUGUUUAGUGUUUUGUUGGUUUGCUGUGCUGUACAUCACCUGCAUAUGGAUGGCUAGUAAUAACUUUUGUAGGUUAAGCAAAAUUUUUAAAAUUUACCAUGGAAGCAGACAAAGCUUUUGCAAAAUUAUAUUAGACCAAAUAAAUAAGUACUUUAUGCAGAUGGAAACCAAGUGAUUGCUUGGAUGCAAUUUGGUAAAAGUUGCCAUAAAUUGGUGUCAUUUUAUUGAUGUAUAUGUAGAUCAUAUAUCAUUUGUAGAAAGAUUGAAACAAACUUCUUUCAAAAUUGCCACUGUAAGAUAUUGCCUUUUCUGCUAUGAGUUAAAGCAUAGGUUGAACAAAGGAGUUAGCUCCUCCCAUUAACAAAUUCACCGAGUUAAUUAAAACUCUGUACUACAAAGUUAACCAGACAUACUACUGAUAUUUGAUAAGAAAUAGUUGGUUUAAAGAAAAAAAAUUCAUUGCCAUCAAACCACUUUUUAGUUUCACUGAAUGUAGAAGAAAAUUGUAAACCAAAUUGAGUGUAAUAACUUCCUUGAAUUCUAAGAGUGUUCAUUCUUUGUAUGAACAAUUGUGGAAUUUAGUACCUGUAGUGCUCAGUUGUAACUUAUUAAAUCUAGGCAAUUGUAACUUAUUAAAAUGAUGCUGGAAGUGGGCUUGAAGCAUUAUUUUAUUAAAAUAAAAUGUCUUAUCAAGCACAAUAAUUCGGUGAUAAGAAAAGUUCAACAGGCUGAUAUGAAGUAAAAAAUUUAUUUUUACCAAUAGCAGGUUUUUAUCAGAAUAUGCUUGACAUGGUUUUUUGGAGAGUUCCACAUAAGCUAAUAAUUUCUUGGACAGUGAUGGCAACCACACAGAAUAAAAGCUUUAUAUUCCUCGAGCUUUAGGCAGUAUUGAUGCAGAUCUUUCUACAGUGAAUUGAAUAUUUAACAAAGUGUAGUUUCUGUAUAUUGAGUAACAUUUCCAAGUAUAUUUAUGUGCACUGACAGCAAUUGCUGCCCAGUUACUGUCAAAAUUCAGGGUUGAUGUUUUUAUAUUGUUAAAAUUUCAUGCUGUUAUUAGAUGGUUAUGAAUUAAGAUUACCGCUGAAAAAUAAGUGCAAGAUUUUUUUUUUUUUUUUAUACCCACUGUUGAGUAGGGAUUGUAUUUUGCAUUAAUAUUUUCUUCUAAACAGUCCAUUUGCUUCCUAAAUAUUUAUUGGCUUCCAUACUACUUAGCAGUUGCAAUAUCUCUAAACUUUGGAAUUUGGUUCAGGGUAAAUUACUGUAGCUUUUCUCUGUGGAGUGUUAACUGUUGACAACGUGACAUAUCUACAGAAUACUGUACUUGUUACAAAGGUGUAGUGAUGAAGUACCAUAACCUCAAGGCUGUGUGAUAUUAGUGCCCUUAGGAGUAUUAGGGGACUUUGGCACUAAAACUAUAUGGUAAGUUUUCAAUUAAAAUGAACUAAGGUUUGGAGUUUAGUUGGCUUUACGAUUUUAACAGCAUCCAGCAUCAAGGUUAGGUAUUUUAUGACAAUUUUCAAAUAAUUUUGACUUGAAAGUUCUCUGUGUAAUGUUUUCAUGAUUUUACUGUUAUUACAUUCCAGGUGUUAGUUGUUGUUGCUAGCAAUAUUGUUUGGAGCCAUUGUGAUAACUUGUGCCAUAGGUGAUAUCAACAUUCCUGUACCGUGAUAAUAUAUACUGUAUGUGCCUUUGUGCUGUAGUAACGUUGAUUCCAACUGUUGGCUUACCGUAAAAAAAAAAAAAGACACGAGCGAUAUCAGACUUGAAAAAAAUGGCUUGCAUGUUUUUAUGUACUUAAAUCAUACAUUUUUCAUACCUCACUCAAAUAAGAACUGAAAAAUUUGUUUUCCCACACAUGGAGUUGUGUACAUGUAUACUACAAUUAAAGUGGUUUAUUCAA
Messenger RNA from Macrobrachium nipponense, 4404 nucleotides. RefSeq lists its product as uncharacterized. The transcript has 11 exons. Lineage: Eukaryota; Metazoa; Arthropoda; Malacostraca; Decapoda; Palaemonidae. The coding region runs from base 143 to 1270 and encodes 375 amino acids. The record is from RefSeq and is a predicted model, not a curated record.